Drosophila arizonae is the source of this 445-nucleotide messenger RNA. RefSeq names its product microtubule-associated protein Jupiter-like. The record is from RefSeq and is a predicted model, not a curated record. Lineage: Eukaryota; Metazoa; Arthropoda; Insecta; Diptera; Drosophilidae.
GCUUUCAUUCCAAAUUCCUGAAAGGUAAAUAUAUAUAAUUUUCAAUCGGACUUCAAGGACUUUUUGGAAGUGCAGCUGCUACAAUAUGGCUGAUAAGUACUCGGAGCCGAAAACUGAUGUAAACAACUUUGACAAGGAUUUGUGCUCACGCAAUCCCAUAACUGGCAUGGGCCUAAACGGAGAUGGGGUCGGUGGACUAAAGCCCAAGAUAGCCAAGAGCCGAGCGGGCAAUCCGGUGACUGGCGAGGGCUACAGCGCAGGUCUCACUGAUUUGGAUUUUAUGCGAAAGAUUAGCCGUCGUCCAGGUCCGAUGUCCCAUUAGUGUUUCCCUUAUUUACUGCUCCAACAACAAGAACACGCCCCUCACAUAGGAACCAUGCCAUGUUCGGUUUGCCUAACAACACGACGCUGUUUGACAUUUUAAAUAUACGAUUUUGCUGCAUAA